Syngnathus typhle (broad-nosed pipefish) is the source of this 1766-nucleotide messenger RNA. Its product is annotated as probable tubulin polyglutamylase TTLL9. The coding region runs from base 65 to 1390 and encodes 441 amino acids. Gene Ontology annotation, cellular component: cilium. Gene Ontology annotation, molecular function: tubulin binding; tubulin-glutamic acid ligase activity. The record is from RefSeq and is a predicted model, not a curated record. Gene Ontology annotation, biological process: microtubule cytoskeleton organization; protein polyglutamylation. NCBI's taxonomy places the organism in Eukaryota, Metazoa, Chordata, Actinopteri, Syngnathiformes, Syngnathidae. The transcript has 13 exons.
CAGCAGUCAAUAUGGUGAAUGACCUGAAUAGUUUCCCGUCUGUUUCCCGUCGUGUGAACGCCUAAUGUUGCUGUCAAAGAAUAAGACAGCAGGAUUCAAAUCAUCCAAGGAGUGUAGCAAGCCCACUGACAAGCGGGAGGCAAGAAGUGCUGUGCGUUACAAAUGUGGCCCACUUGGCACCAUACAGGAUGUCUUGAGACAAAGACCAGGAUGGAUUGAAGAUGAUGAAGAAUGGGACUUCCAUUGGUGCGAUGUGGGCUGGCUGAGGGAGAAUUUUGAUCAUUCAUUCAUGGAGGACCACGUACGGGUAAACCACUUUCCCAACAAUUAUGAGUUGACUCGUAAAGACUUCAUGCUGAAAAAUUUGAAAAGAUUCAAGAAGCAACUUGAAAGGGAGGCCAGCUACAUCGAUGGCUCCAAAUGUGAUUUCUUCCCCUGCACCUUUGCACUGCCAAAUGAGUAUCAUCUCUUUGUCGAAGAGUUCAAAAGAAACCCUGGCAGCACCUGGAUCAUGAAACCGGCAGCAAGAUCUCAAGGGGCAGGCAUCUUCCUUUUUAAAAAACUGAAAGACAUCAUGGAUUGGAGGAAGCAUGAUGGCAUCCGCUCGGAGGAGCAAAAAGAAGUGAUUCAAGUGGAAAGCUAUGUGGUGCAGCGUUACAUUGAGAACCCAUACCUGCUCGGUGGCCGGAAGUUUGAUCUGCGGGUCUAUGUGAUGGUCACAUCGUAUUUUCCCUUGAAGGCAUGGCUAUAUCGAGAAGGCUUUGCUCGGCUCUCAAGCACACGCUUUUCCCUUCAGAGCAUUGAUGACAAGUAUGUUCAUCUCACUAAUGUGUCUGUUCAAAAAACAGCACCUGACUAUGAUCCUGAGAAGGGUUGUAAAUGGAAAAUACAGAAGCUGCGUAGAUACCUGACUGCAAAGCACGGAAGGCAGGUGGUGGAAACUCUGUUCAAAGAGAUGGAUAACAUAUUCAUUAGGAGCCUCCAGAGUGUACAAAAGAUCAUUAUAAAUGACAAACACUGCUUUGAGCUCUACGGCUAUGACAUUAUGUUGGAUGACAACCUCAAACCGUGGUUAAUUGAAGUAAAUGCCUCUCCGUCACUUACAGCCAGUAGUCAAGAGGAUUUUGAGAUGAAAUACAGAUUGCUGGACGACACUGUGACUAUCGUUGACAUGGAAGCAAGGUUGACUGGGAAGGAGACAAGGGUGGGUGGAUAUGAACUCAUGUGGAAUGACGGGCCUGUCUUUAGAGAGGACGUCAAUCCAGAAAUAUAUGAGAGUUCGUAUUUAAAGACCAACACAUACUUGGGUAUUUAUACCACUGACAGUGUUAAUAAUGUGGUUACGUUUUUAAAUCCUGGGUCAUGUUCUUUUUGCAGGAUGUGGAAAUAACUGGGAAUACCGGAAGGUCCCGAAAGUUUGAGAUGCCGUUUCACUAAAUAACUUUGUAUGACAGAAUGGGGGCUUGGGUGUCAUCCAUGUCUGCAAGUAGCUUUCCACGUGCAACAUUUGUGACCAUGUGAUGAGUGCCUUCGGAUAAUUUGAUGCGCUGGAAAUGAUCAUCCAAUUGCUACCAAAAUGAUUUGAGAUCAUCACAUGUGCUUCAACUUCUCCAACUCAAGAAACCCGGAUUUCAGCCAAAUGUGUGUGAAUAAAUUGAGACAUCAUGAUGGAUUUAGUUUUGUACACUUUUUCUGACAUGUUUGUUUGAUGGUGUGUCAGAUUCUUCUUGUAUGUGCCUUGGUUCCAUAAAGGUUGCAAAUACUGA